ACGCGUUGAGCGAUCAUUUACAAAUUUCUCCCAAAAAAAAAAGGGCUCCAAAAUUCCUGCAGGUUUUAUCUGUUCCCUUGGUCGACCCCCUGCGCCCUCCACCGCCGGCGUGCCUUACGUGCAGCGGCGGCGACCAUCUCUGACUGCGACCAGCUUUGACUAUCUCCGUCGCAACCAACUCCUCCACCGACAGAUGGACGCUCCUGUUGUGGAUGUUGAAGGCCCUCUCAUACGUGAAACAGCUGCAUCAGAAUGGCCAUUCAGUUGUGAUCUGGAAGUGGAUUUCAGCUCAGAGAAAAAUGUCGCCAUGGUUUAUACCGCUUUAGUUGUUGAUAAAGAGUUGCAACCAGACAAAGUAAAGAGGCAUAUGGAGGUAUCCGAUGGCAAACUCCUAGUUCAUUUCGAGGCUGUGGAGGCUAGAUUUCUGCGGGCCUCGUUCAGUGCAUUCGUUGAUGUACUAACAUUAGCCACAAAGGUCAUUGAACAGUUUGGCCCCAAGGAGGGAGUAUGAUCCUUCCCCCUGUUGCGUCCAUGUGUUGAAGUCCAUGCACGUGAAGCAUCCAGAAAUCGUGGGUCUUGUUUCCCUUUUUGUUCAAAAUUCUCUGUGCCAAUGCAUCUUUGUCUGACCCUUAUUUUAAGGAAAAGUUGCAUUAAUGAUGGAUUUGUUUCA
This is a messenger RNA of Nymphaea colorata (pocket water lily), 670 nucleotides long. RefSeq lists its product as uncharacterized. The transcript is spliced from 5 exons. Lineage: Eukaryota; Viridiplantae; Streptophyta; Magnoliopsida; Nymphaeales; Nymphaeaceae. The record is from RefSeq and is a predicted model, not a curated record. Gene Ontology annotation, cellular component: EKC/KEOPS complex. Bases 194 to 511 code for a protein of 105 amino acids.